CUUACGUCAUAUCCAGCGGCCUGAUAACAUGUCCUCCGGUUGAAGAAAGAGCUAGCAAGGAAGCGAACUGUUUAAAAUCACUCGGGAAGUUUAAACGCGGAGAUGUCGCUACUGUCCGAGGCGCAGGCCGACAAGUGUUACAGGCACAGCCAAUGCUGAAGUAGAUAGUUUGUGGAAAUUGCGAUUCUCACGGAGGAAUGAGCGACACUUGUCACGGAAGUCCAGCUGGCUAGCAGAAAAAGUAGCUAGCUAGGCUAGUUGUCGUUAGCACGGGAGUUCUUUGUUUUGUUUUUCGGUGGUGUCUGCGUUCACGAAGAGGCGCUGGCGUCGACGCCUUUUAACAUUUAACGUUAAAUUAACGUUUAGAAUCAUGUGCAUCGUGUAUCUAACGAGGUGCAGUUGAAGUUGGCGGUAAAUUGGAUAUUAGGCGAAACUAUCGUUAGCCGACGAGAGCAACUUUAGCAAGUAAGAUCCGAUUCUUUAACUCCGGGCAGGACCGGGCUGGGGACACGAAGACAUGGGCAACUGUCUCAAGUCUCCCACAUCAGAUGACAUUUCUCUGCUUCACGAAUCCCAGUCAGACCGGGCGAGUUUCGGGGAAGGGACGGACCCGGACCUGGAGCCACCGCCUCCCUACCAGGAGCAGGCUCACAUGCCCAUGUACCACCCCACGCCCAGUCAGGCCCGCCUGGCCACCCAGCUGACCGAGGAGGAGCAGAUCCGCAUAGCUCAGCGCAUCGGCCUCAUCCACCACCUGCCCAAGGGGGUCUACGACGGGGGGCCAGACGGCUCCGAGAAAAAGAUCAGAGAAUGCGUGAUCUGUAUGCUGGAUUUCGUUUAUGGAGACCCCAUUCGAUUCCUGCCGUGUAUGCACAUCUACCACAUGGACUGUAUAGACGACUGGCUGAUGAGAUCCUUCACCUGCCCCUCCUGCAUGGAGCCCGUGGACGCUGCCCUGCUCUCCACCUACGAUGAGACCAACUGAUGUUACACCUCUCCUCCCAGCAGCUUAGAACACACACACACACACAACUACCCUCUGAUAAAGCAAGAGGAGCUAAAAUAUAUAUAUAUAUAUAGUUAACUUUUCUUGCAAAAAUGUUAAAUGUACCACCCAAAUGUUGGCCCUCCUCGUCCCGUGGUCUAAAUAAUAAGCUGGUCUUAAACAGCAGCUACACAAACUGUUCCCAGGCGACCCUGCACGAUCGCCUGUGUCCCUCUCGCCGACGGUGAGCUUGAAGGUUGUCUGUGAGCUGUUUGAUGACUGUGCGUUUCCACUUGAGCUGGUCUCAGUGGUGUUUCCCCCCCAACUGACCGCAAUCCACCUCCAUCCCCAGUUGGUUAUCAUUAAAAUGGAUAAUAUAAGGUGAUCAACCAAAACGCUACGAGUUGUUGCUAGAACUCUGUUGGCUUUAAUUUGAGGUUUUCUGUGGCAACAGUAAGACUUCCUCAGCAUAAGAAUCUCCUGAACGUGCUCUAUCAUUAAAAUGACCCUACACUUUGGAUGCAUGGGAAUAAGCACCGGUAAUCUACACUGUUGGUGUUAACAAACAAAGAAGAAAUCACUCUCCGUUUUGUUAGGAUGACAAAACAAAUCCCCCUCAAAGAUAAAUAUACACCCACAGCAGAUCAGAGCCACCUGAUGUUCGGCUGAUCCAAAUAAGCAGACUUUAAUAUGACGUCUGACGGGCAUGUUUUGUGAGGCGGUGUUUAAAGUAGCUGGCAGCCAAAGUAACGGGCUCAUUUGUGCAUGGGCAGGAGGAUCAGUCCGUCAAAAAAAAAAAAAUGCUUGCACACACUUUUCAUCUGAUCCGGAGAUUUGCACUUUACUUAUAGGACAGUAUCUAAACAAUAUAUUAAUAUAUGUACCAUAUAACCUUGCACUAUCAAUUCAUCAUUCCUUCAUUUCCUGAGAUGCAAAAGUUCUAUAACUGAAAAGGUAUUUUCAAAGCUGUCAGUAGUCACUUAUCACUUUGAGGUAAGCCUGAAGAUGUAUUUAAUGAAAUCUGAGAUUUGGUAGUUUGGGCCUUUUAUUUGUUCUGCUUGACUUUUCAUUCUCGUGUGUUUUGGGGUGAAAAUGAAGGGACAGAGGCCUGCUACAGUUUAAAGAACAUUUUGUCAUAAGGAGACCCCUCUCUGAUUCCCUGUUAAUCAGUGUCCUGGAGCAAGGCUAAUUAGCUUAGCCUAGCAUAAAGACAUAAAAAUUCAACGGUGAGCCAGAGUGAACUUUUGUUAAACCCACCAUUUGAGUACAGAUCAAAACAGGGUAUUAAUGGUGAACUAAAGAAUGUUGAUCGGCUUUUUCUUUUACUUAGUGUUAGCUUCCCGCGCUGAUUCCAGUCUUUAUGCUAAGCUAAUAGGCUCCAUCAUUUAGCUUGUCUCAUACAGAUUUGUGAGAGGUGGUGAUCUGCUCACCAAUGCUAAUUUUUCCAAAUGUUGAAUUGGUUAAAAAAAAGAGGCAAACUGUUAUAUUUUGAAUCCACAUUUGUCAAGUUUUUUUUGUUGUUAUUCUAUAUUUCUUUUUAUUUCCAUCCACUGUAGCAGUAGUUCCAAUCAUUUCCUUUUCAUUGGUGAGUGGCAGGUUUUCUUUCUGUUAUUUGUGUUUUAUCUCUGUUACAUUUGUGUAAAUUUCACUUAUAGGACAUAAGUGUGUAACCGUCGCACUGGUUUAUGUCUGACUGUGCAAACCUCUGUCCCAAACGAAUUUCAGAUUGUGAGAGACUUUUAUCGUGUGAUAGACUCAACAGAGAUGAAUGAAUCUCAUUAAGCUUUUCUUUUGCUUGGUUUUAAUUUUAUUCUGAAAACUAAUAUGUCCUUUAAUCUUGUUUUAUUUCUUUGUUUUUGGAAGGCUAGAAUUCCAUCAUGUAAAAAGAAAUAAAGAUAAACAAUUAUA
Gasterosteus aculeatus aculeatus (three-spined stickleback) is the source of this 2893-nucleotide messenger RNA. RefSeq names its product RING finger protein 11. Gene Ontology annotation, molecular function: ubiquitin protein ligase activity. The record is from RefSeq and is a predicted model, not a curated record. NCBI's taxonomy places the organism in Eukaryota, Metazoa, Chordata, Actinopteri, Perciformes, Gasterosteidae. Gene Ontology annotation, cellular component: ubiquitin ligase complex. Gene Ontology annotation, biological process: ubiquitin-dependent protein catabolic process.